Molecule: messenger RNA, 671 nt
Organism: Eutrema salsugineum
Lineage: Eukaryota; Viridiplantae; Streptophyta; Magnoliopsida; Brassicales; Brassicaceae
Exons: 2
Coding region: 69-422 (117 amino acids)
Source: RefSeq, a predicted model, not a curated record
CUGAAAAGUUAAAUAAUACGUACGAAUAAAGGUGGUGAAGAGAGAGAGAGAGAGAGUCGUGGUUGUCUAUGGCGAUCAAAGCGGGAAAGGUUCUAAGAACGGCGACGGCUGCCGCUAGGAAGUUCCAACAUAAGCAGUUCUCAGCCGCGAAUUCGGCUUCUACAGUUACACCGCCGGUGACUCCUUGUUCCGGUGUAGGAACAUUUCUUGGUAUUCCCGAGCUUCCUCGCUCCAACACCGAUCUAUUGAUCUCCAAGUACAUCAGACUCUACCAGAAUCGAUUGACGAAGAAGGGUGAAUUCACAGAAGAGAAGCUAACGACAAUGUUGUCUGGUAAUGUCGGGAUCAGUGAGACCAUCAAGUUACUCGAGGGCCGCAAAACUGGUGGAGAUUUUUCUUCAAAGUCAAAUAAAAAUAAAUAAUUCCUCUGUUUCAUCAGUUUUCACAACAUACAAUAAUACUUCAAGCUUUUGCAUUUCUAGUCUGCAAGUUUGUUUCUUCUAUUGGAUCUCAACAAUGUGCUGAAAAUACAUAUUAAGCAUUCAUAAGAUUUUUUUUUUUUUCUUGGGCUAUCAACUGUCUCAAAACAUUAUCUGAAUCCGUUAACAAUCAAGAACUAUGAGAAAUAUAUGUUUCUGUCACAAACAACCUUUGUGUUUUCAUGUCAGAAG